CCGACAACCGGAAGUAAUCAUUAAUCUCCAAACCGAAAGUGACCGGCAUGAGAAAAUCUUUUAACAACGAGAUGGACAAAAAUGAAUAAUUUUAAGCCCUUUUAUCUUAUCCUUUUAUUGUUAUCGUCUGUGAUAUUGUUAUAUUUAAGUUUUAAAAGUAUUGUUUUACUCACAGUUUUAGCAGUUGCUGUCAUAUGGGGCUCGAAUGUCGUAAACGGCUCCUGGAAAAAUACAAACACUCAAAAAUUAACAGCAUUUAAAUUGAAAAAGCCAAAGCCAUUCUCACAUGAAAAGAAAACCAAAAUAAAAUUAAGCAACAAGAAGAACAGUUACGAUCCAUCAUUCAAACAGUUUUUUAAUGCAAACAGUGAAGCAGAAAUGCCAUCCACAGUCAAACUGACACCAGGCCCAAAUCGACAAAAAACAUCAAUUAACAGAAAUCAAACUUUUUCAUCAACGUCUCCAUAUCUCAGGACAUCAUUGCUAAACAGUUCAUGCUCCUUUCUAGAGCGCUCUGAUGGAAACUUGUCCAUGUCAACAGCAAAUGGACAUUCAAGAUCUCCUGCACCAUUUUUACCAUCGAUCAAAAGAGCACUUGGGGUAUCAGAAUACUCACCAAGACAGGAAAAUUCAGUUGUUCCUCCAUCUUAUCAAAACUAUCCUUCACAAGCAUCACCAGGAUUCGUUCCAGCAGUUAGACUUAUAAAGCGAGAAAGGUCACAUUUAGGUCACCAGAAAUCACCAUCAGUUAGGAGUUCCAAUGUAGUGAGGAUUGCUCCACCAGAGCCACAUAAAUUGUCAAGUCCAAGAUUAUUUCAUAUACAAACAAGUAGUACUGAUUCAAGGAGGACACCUGACACUCAAGCUGUUAUACAAGCUUUAAAAGAAAAAAGUUUGAAGAGAAGUUAUGGCAGAUAUGACCUUGACCUUGAUACCUCCUACACAGAUUACCCAGUACAGAAGGCCAAGAGAAGACGACAAGACAGUCAACAAUCAAACUCCUCAACUUCCUCUUUGCCACCAUUGCCUGAUAGUCUGCCUGACCUGUCCUCGUCAGGUUAUACAAUACCUCGCCUAGAAACACCAACGUUAAAGAGGUCAGCUCUCAUUGACGACUGGGAUGAUUCCUGUAGUGCUAAAAAGUUAAGAAAAGAUGGACGUGUUAAUUCUAUACUCAGUUCCUUAAGUUCUAGUCAGAGGGUAGCAGAAAAGGAAGUUCAAGUUAAAAGAAAAGUAUCAACAAAUGGCAAAGAAAAUAGUCCGUCUAUAUCCAAACUGGCAAAGAAAGACACAACAGAAAAAGUAUCACUAGACAGAUCUGACACAGUUAUAAUAUCAACUACAGAAGGUGCUGAGGACACACCCUCUAAAGAAACAGAUACACCUAUCAAGGACACAUCACUCGAUUCUUCUGUGACUGUAGAUAAACCAAAGAUGGUAACACUCAACCAAAGCUUCUCAGCCAGAAAAAGGCAGACAUCUUUAUACUCAGGGCUCAAUAAAAGUUUCCAGAAGGUUCCACAUGCUAAUGUUAUAGCUAGUAUGGAAGACUAUGAAAAUGAUAUGGGUGCUGAAAAGAAGAGAGUUCAAGACAUGCUAGAAGGAAUCCAUCAGGCUGAGACGGAGAAAGAAAAGGAAAAAGAGGCAAGCAAAAAUCCAACGGCAUUUGGAACAUCAGUAAAAGCAAGUGAAACAGUACCUACAAUUGCACAGGUUUCAGGGUUUCAGACAUCUUCUUUAGUAACAACAGCAACCUCUACUGUAUCUUCUGCUGGUUUGUCCUUGACCUCUACUGGAUCCGUACCAUCAUCUACUUCUACAAGCACUGUAACAACGUCUGCAGCAUCCAUGAUGUUUAAAUUUGCUACUGUUAAAAGUUCUAGUCCACUCAAAACAACAACACAAGGUGGUCUUAUGUCAGGUUCAUCGCCUAUUGGAGGAAUUAAUAGUAGUGCCGGAGGAAAUACUACUACAGUUACUUCAGCAGGGAUGGCUCUUUCUACUGGAUUCUCUGUUUCUGCAGUAUCUGCAAGUGGUGCUUCUAAAACAGCAGUACCUCCUUUUGGAUUGAGUACAGCACCAGGAACAAGUGCACCGUCAGGAUUAAAUUUUGGAACAACUGUUACUCCAGCUUCUUCUACAUCGAUACAAUCUGGAUUUAAUUUUGGAUCUCAGCCAGCUGGGUUGUCUUCUGUUCCAGGUUUUGGAGCCACAUCUACGGCCACUCCUACUGUGACGACAACAGCACCACCAUCCUACGGUUUCAAUACAAAUGUAACCACUGCUCCUUUGGCUACACCAGCACCAUCAGGUUUUAAUUUUGGUUCUGCCACCUCUGCUCCUGGUGCUCCUGGAAGUGGACAGACAGCCUCAGUAUUUGGAACACAACAAGGUGCUCCAGCUUUUGGAGCCCAAACUCAGGCAUCACAACCAUUUGGAUCUCAGCCCCCGCCUGCAUAUGGAUCAUCAACACCUUCAUUUGGUGCUGCACAGCCUCAAUCCACAGCGGCUUCAUUUGGUAUGCAGCCAUCUACUAAUGCCACAACUACCACAAAUUCUACCGGCACUAACCCAACAGCUUCAACAUUCAACUUUAAACCGUUUAAUAAUCAAACACCUGCUCAGCAGCCAACAACACAGCCUGCCAUGUUUGGAAGUCAGCCUAGUGCAGGUAUUUCAUCCUUUGGGUCGGCAGGAUCUACUGCUACAACAACUCCAGGAUUUGGAGGCACACCAUCCUCGUUUGGGCAAGCUACUUCUACUGCUCCCUCAGGAGGAGGAUUUAACUUUGGAGCAAGCACUCCAUCUUUUGGAAGUCAAGGAACGUCUGGUUUUGGUCAAACCAGUGCUUCUAGUGCUAAACAAUUUGGGACAGCAGGAUUUGGAGCUGCAUCAACACAGUCUGGAUUCUCUGCCACCACUGCAAGCACCACAUUUGGUCAGGGAACAUCAAAUAUGUUUGGCACAACUACCACAACAGCAAGUUCAUUUGGUCAAGGGUCAUCUAGCUUUGGGACAACUUCAUCCGUCAGUGGAUUCGGGACCGCUGGACCAUUUGGACAAAGUUCUGUACCAAAAUCAACAAGUAGUGCCUCAUUUGGACCAUCAGGAACCACGUUUGGACAAGGGAGUACAACAUCAGGACCAACCUUUGGUCAAGGGAGCACAAUAUCAGGAGCAACCUUUGGUCAAGGGAGUACAACAUCAGGACCAACAUUUGGUCAAGGGAGUACAACAGCAGGACCAACAUUUGGUCAAGGAAAUACGUCAUUUGGAACUACUACUAAAACUACAGCCAGUGGUUUCGGAGGUACUUCAGGAUUCUCAUUUGGCCAAGCCUCCAAUACUUUUGGCACUGCUAGUACACAGGCAAGUGGUUCUGGAAACUUUGCUUUUGGAACACCAGCAAAAACAACUCAGCCAGCUGCUAAUUCAGCCUAUAAUUUUGCCUCGUCUAGUGGAGUGCCCUCUACUCCAAACAAUAAACCUGGUGGAGGAUUUGAUUUCUCAGCCUCAACAACUCCAUCAAACCAAGGAGGAGGAGGAGGAGGUUAUAAUUUCAGUGCCAAUGCAAGCUUCGUAACUCCAACAGGAAUGGCAACACCUGUCUUUGGAACACCCACUGGAGGAGGUACACCUAACAUGUUUAGUGUAGGGGGUACAGGAAGUAUACCAAAGCCAAGAGUAGCUCGAAGGGGGAGGAGACCUGUGCGUGGACGUUGAUCUCAACAAAACUAGUGAUAUUACCUAUAGGUCUUCAUGGUGAACUAUAGUUUUAAAAAAGACUUAGGAGAAACAUGGUAACUCAAAUAAUCAAAGAGAUAUAUGUCCUAGAUAAAGUGACAGUUGAGAGAAGUAACAAUUGUUUUAACAGGAGAUUGACAUUAAUAAUCAUGUAUAAGAUUACAGUGUACAUGGACAAUUGGCCAAAGUCUUUCUUCAGAUCUGUUAAAAUUGUCUGAAUGUCUCACAUAUAUCAGGUUGUCUAUGCUAUGCUUUUCGUUAAUGAUGAAUAGAAACUUGCAUUGUCCAGGAGAAAAAUCUUUAUUGCUCAAAGACCUAUUCAAGUUAGCUUAUUGUAAGAAAGUCAAAUUGAUGACUUAUUCAGACUUUGCAGAUCUAGAGAUAUGGUAGAAAGGGCUAUUGAUCAAAUUUUGUUAUACAUGUAUGCAUUUAUACAGAAGGACACAUUAAAGACUAAUUUCUUUGUCUCAGAAAUAUUUUAGUUUUGAAGUUAUUCAGAAUGAUUAAAUAUUCCUCAAAAGCAUGUGUAUAAUAAAAAUAUUUUGAUUUCUGUUUGGCUGAAAACAGAAGAAAAUAUCUUACUACACCUAGAGACGAACUACAAUAUGUUAAUGGUUUUUAAUUUGAAUUUCAUUUUCUUGUUAAAAAGGAAUCUGAUGUAAUUUUUGUUCCUGUGCAAUUAUUACAUAACUUUUGUUAGGUACAUGACAUGCCUUAUUGGCAAUCAUAUCACAUUUAUUUUUUGGUACUAGUGCCUUCCCUAAUUUCAAUAUUAGGGAAUUUUGUGUUGAAUAUUUAUUUAUUGUGAACUUUAAAAUGUAUGGUAUUAAAUGAUAUGUUGCAUUUGUACUUAUUAAUUUGUUGUCACACAGAAGAAUAGUGUUCAGACAUUAUAAUUGUUGCCAUUUUUUGUGCUACAAAAAUUGAGGAUAAUGAUUUUUUUUUAUUGGUGCUCUUAAAUUAUGUGAAUUUGGCAAUUAAGAGUUUGACUUGAGGUAUUUACACUUGUUGUUUAAUGAAGAUUGCAUGGUGACCUAUAGAUAUGUAAUUUUGUACUCUGAUAUUGCUGUCUCAGUAACAAACACAUUGUGAGAGCUUAAGUUAAUUUUCCUUUGGUUUAAGAUGUAUGCUAUAAAAAAGGGUAAUUUUAUAAAUAGCAUUGAAUGAAAUGCAAGGAAAAAAUGUAUGAAAAGAGCUGUACUUUCAUUGAAAUUUUAUAUAGUAAAUGAUAUUAAGGAUCAUUAAUAAACAAUGGAAACAUCUUUAACAAUAUUAUGUUAUCAUGGUAUAUUUUAUUUUUACAUCAGGAAGUUUUUGUACAAGUACUUGACAAAAAAAAUAUUUUGUAGUUAAUAAAUACAAUCAUGAUUAAAUAAAAUAAAGCUGUUAUUA
Messenger RNA from Mytilus trossulus (common blue mussel), 5136 nucleotides. Its product is annotated as nuclear pore complex protein DDB_G0274915-like. NCBI's taxonomy places the organism in Eukaryota, Metazoa, Mollusca, Bivalvia, Mytilida, Mytilidae. Bases 82 to 3723 code for a protein of 1213 amino acids. The transcript has 12 exons. The record is from RefSeq and is a predicted model, not a curated record.